UACGACAAAGGAAGUUAGCAGGCUUGCAAGAGACAAGCGACUUCAGUUGUUGCAGUCAUGGAUCCAAAAAGGGUAUGGGCGACAAUAAGAUGCUUGUUUUAUUGUAGCAUAAACAUUGCUGUUGUGCUUGCCUGUGGUGGUGGUGGAUCACGUGAAUGCACGUACCAGGUAUGCUCUGCAAGCUACCAUCCCUGGUCACCGUGGCCAUCCAAUGGCCAGUGCGUCUACCAAUAUGCAAGGGUCAUCCAUUCGUAUAGAACAAUCAAGCAAUCGUCCGGGUGUCCUGGCAACCGAGGCUGCACAGAGAGAGAUCAGGCAAGAGUGUAUUGCUCCUGCAAAGUAAUAGAUCAAUGUCGAUGGGGAGGCUGGGGACCUUUUCAGGGCUCCAUAUCAAAGGGAUCAUGUGGCACACAAAGAAGGUACAGAUAUGCACAGAAGACAUACACCUAUGUGGCAAGAGUUGGAAGUUGUAGUGGAACGGUGACAACCUGCCCUCGUGAAAGUGAUUCACAAACAAGAACUUGGUGCAAUUGCAGAAAAGCAGCAAGAUGUGAACCUUCAAACUGGAGUGCCUGGGCAGGAAAUGUUCCUGAUGGUCAGUGUGGCACUCAAACAAGCUACAGAGACUUUACACCUACGUACCAGUACAUCGAGCAACAGACCAAUUGCUACGGAAUCCAGUCUUCGUGUGAAUCAAGAAGAACUAAUAGCAGAACGUUCUGCAUGUGUCCAUACCUACACUGCACUCUUGAAGAUUGGUCCAAUUGGGUAUUGGUCGCAAACAGUGGGACAUGUCCGAAUGAGCAAAGAGUCAGAAAACACAAAGGCACUACGUUGUUCAAAGGUGCACACAAUGACUGCAUUGGAAUAGGUCCUACAUCAUGCCCAAACGAAAACAAGGAGACUCGGAAAAAACCCACAACUUGUCCAGCAAUUGUUGUUCCGGCCCAUGGGACAUUGCAAGAGCCAGCAUGUGAUGGAGCAAGCAGUUACUGUGGAGCAACAUGCUCUGUUUCAUGUAACAGAAACUAUCCCUUGGAAGGACCUGCAUACGCAACCUGCCUUACAACUGGUCAGUGGAGCAAUUCAAUUGGAGCAUGUAAAGAUUCUAUAAAACCGCAGAUCACGUGUCCAGUAAUACCAGCACACCCAAACAAGCCGAACGAAAAUUACGCUGAAAUCGACCUCCCAGAUGCAGUCGCAAGCGACAACAGUGGUCACGUGACUGUUACUAUCGAUACCAAGUCACCGCUCAAGGUUACAGUUGGUACACCAGUGACAGUUAAAUAUACAGCCGCUGAUGCUGCUGGAAAUACAAGGGAAUGCACAGUUAAGAUCCAAGCUAAAGAUACUGAGCCUCCAAAAGUUGAGUUUUGUCCUAAGGAUCUUAUUGUAUCAACUGAAAGGAUUCCACACACAGUUAUAUGGAGCCGACCGGUAUUCUCUGACAACGUGGACCCUGCCAAUGCGAUCUCAAUCAUUCCAAGCCACCAAAACGGCCAGAAAUUCGGGGAAGGAACAUUCCUCAUUAAAUACAUAGCACACGAUAGAGCACUCAACGAAGCUACUUGUGAAUUCAAUGUCCAAGUGUCAAGAAUGAAAUGUCCGGUGUAUGAACCUCCAAAGCAUGGUGCUUCGACCUGCAAUAUAAAAAAGAUGGGCGUGAAAGAAGUGUUCGUUUGCAGCAUAGCAUGCAAGUCCAACUUCUGGUUCUUACAAGGCGAGGGAAUACCCACCCAAUAUGAUUUUUAUAUAUGUACCGCUGAUGGUGCAUGGAAGGGACAAAAUCAGUUAGAUGUGACAAAUCCUCAGAUGUUCGUGCCGAUUCCAAGCGGAAAGAGUCCUUGGCCAGAUUGUUCAAAAGGGGACCCCCCAUCAGAAGCGAAAAAGCCUUUCAAGCUAGUAGGAGGAUCUUGCUCGCAGGUGGAUAUCACAAAACUGAAAAGUGAAGUUGUUUCUGCACUCAUUAGUGAUCCCGUCAUAGCUAGCCUUUAUUGCACUCGACAAGCACAGCACUGCUCCCUAGAGAAUGUGGAGGUUUCAUGCUCCUCAGUCAGGAAGCGAAGCACUGGUGCCAUUUCAAACCAAGUACACAUCACAUUUGACUUUUACGUCAAGGAUGCUGCCCCGAGCACCGACCAGAACACAGAGAUGUUAAAAAUGACACAAAUCAUUGCAACUAUGGGAUCCCUUGGCAAAGAGGUAAAAAGGGUUUAUGCUUCCAAAGUGCAAACUUCGGUUGCCAACAUAAUCAUGGAAGAAAAAGCCCCAGAACUUGCCUGUGAAGCGGGAUCCACUUUCUCAGUUGUAAAUGGAACAGGAACAGCGAAAGAGCGUUCAAAAUGCGUUAAAUGCCCAGCUGGAACAACGUUUAAUGCCGACUCACGGACCUGUACAGUGUGCCCUGUUGGAACUUACCAAGACAAUGAAGGACAGUUAACGUGUAAGCAGUGUAAACAGGGUUUCUCUACCCAUGGGUACAAAUCUUCAAAUUACACUCAAUGCAAAGAAAUCUGCCGACCAGGGACCUACUCUGCUGAUGGUUUGGCGACUUGCAUCGCAUGCCCGAAAGGAACAUAUCAGCCAUCAUCAAAUAGCACCUCUUGCAUCCCCUGUCCCCAAGGAAAAGGAACUGACAAGAAAGGAUCUGUUGUUCAGACCAGCUGUGUUACUCGAGCCAUUCAAGUGGAGAUCAAGUCUGAAGGUUGUAACGAUCCAACUGUAGCACCUGGCACUUGUGGAAUAGUGACCAUCAAAGUAGAUGGGGUUGACUACUCACAGAAGAGAAGGGGCUACAAUCUUGUGGUGGUCAAUGGGAAUACUGGUGCGAUUGAAAAGUCUGUGUCAUUUGACACUCAUGGGAACUGGAAUGCAAGAGUUGAUCUGAAGAACUUGGUUGACAAUUUAUCUAAUGGAAAAAUUGUUUUGGUUGGCAUACAAGACGAAGCAACUGCUAGAUCCAAUCAAUACUAUGUCUACAGUUCAUUAGAACGCCUUGGGGGUGUUGCAGGGUCAUUCCAAAUGCAGUACAGAGGAUCAUUUGCAAUGGUUGGCUACAAGGGUACAAGCAAGCCAGCAUGGGUUAGACAAGUAACCCCUGCAGCAGGUCGUGGACCAGCAAUACUUGAAGCAACAAUCCCUUUGGUGUAAAAUAAUUCAUUCAGUAUUGAAAAAAUAUUAAUAGUUCGAACUGAUGGUAAUAAGACAUAUCCUCUUAGGUUUUAUUUUGUGUUUUUAAGUGUUAUGUAAUGAUGUCUUCAUUUCAUGAAGUGCUGCUGCUCAUUGCAACUAUUCCAA
Rhopilema esculentum is the source of this 3297-nucleotide messenger RNA. Its product is annotated as sushi, von Willebrand factor type A, EGF and pentraxin domain-containing protein 1. Lineage: Eukaryota; Metazoa; Cnidaria; Scyphozoa; Rhizostomeae; Rhizostomatidae. Gene Ontology annotation, cellular component: cell surface. The record is from RefSeq and is a predicted model, not a curated record. Gene Ontology annotation, biological process: signal transduction.